UUGUAGUUUUGGAGUAUGCAUUACCUCUCUCUCUCUCUCUCUCUGCGCAAGAGCAUUCGUCUACCCUUCAUUGUCUUUUAUUUUAGUGCUUUCUCAGUUUUUUUUUCUUGGGUUAUGAGUUAGAAGGUUAAUCAAUUGCCGAGAGAGCUAAAAGGUCAAGGAAUUAAAGCUCAGUUACUUGAACAUGCUUUUCCUGGAAAUUGAACAUGACUUUUGGCACACCAUACCUGCAUGGGUUCAAUUCUGCUCCUUUAGAGCUUUCUGCAGUGGUGCUCCGCCACCUAUCAAACCGUGCAUGCGAAGCUAGCUGCCUUUAUCAUCCAGUGGUUUGAAAUGAAAAGCACAUCAAUUCAUACAUUUUCUGAGGCCUUGCUCCUCAUACCAUGACGAGACACCAAAUUGUUGAUAAAGGGUGUGUCCCCUCCGAUAAAAGGGUUGCCUUGGACACCACCUCGCCCCCACAAUCUGUGCAGUAAUCAAUUCAUAACUUCAAAAGGCAAUCCACUACCCUCACAAAGGUUUUCAGCUUUUUGCUUUUGUGCCAUCGGAAACCAAAAGAGAACCCUCUACUGCUGCCCCAUGUCCUCCGGUCCCUCGUAAGUCAUCCUCAAACAAAACUCAGCCUUGCCUCUUCAACUGGUUGUGAUCACAUGCCAUCCAUUUCGUGAGAAAACAAGCAAAAUAAAUGAAAUCAGUGAAGGGAAGAUUCCUAAAGAAAUUGAAUUUCAUUCCAAGUAUAAGCACACUGAAACAAGGUCUAGUUUCCCAUCUGAACUCCUCAGAAAACUUUUCUGAUCAGAGCUUGCAGAUACCACCAAUUUACAUACAAAAGGAUCACAAGAAAGACAGUCUAUCUGGUGAUUUUGGUGUGUCAAAGCAAAAACCAGAAUCCAAAGAUGAAGAACUGGACUUGGAAAUUAAUCUCUUCGACAAGGUGAACAUCACACCCUCCAUAGUAUCCAAUGACAGAUUAUCUGUAAUGGACAGUCCUGAGGCCCCAGUCGCUACAGAUACCAACGUGGAGCAAUACACGGGAAAUGAAGCUGAGAAAGAGAUUGAAGGACACCCAUCUCUCUCAGAUUUUGAAGAGAUAUGUCUUCCCGGAGGAAGUCAGGCUGUAAUUCUCUACACAACAAGCUUGAGAAGUAUAAGAAAGACAUUUGAGGAUUGUCAUGCUAUUCGGUUUUUGUUGGAAAGUUUUAAAGUAAUAUUCCACGAGAAAGAUGUUUCGUUGCACUUGGAAUUCAGGGAGGAACUAUGGAGGAUAAUGGGUGACAGGGUGAUUCCUCCAAGGCUUUUCAUAAAGGGAAGGUACAUAGGAGGAGCUGAUGAAGUGACUGGUUUGCAUGAGCAAGGUAAGCUUAAGAAUCUCUUGGCAGGUAUACCACUCAAUCUGUCUAAUUGCCCUUGCACUGGUUGCGGUAACAUACGAUUCAUAGUUUGCUCCGAUUGUAAUGGCAGUCGUAAGGUCUUUGCAGAUGAUCAGAAUGAUGAGACAUACAUUAGAUGCCCUGAAUGUAAUGAAAAUGGAUUGGUUAAAUGCCUCAUCUGCAGCUGAAAGUCUAGCUACUUUUUCCUAGACUCUUGCUUGAUUCUGUAUCGUAUUAUCCAUCUUCCCUAACUUUUUCCCCAGUUAUUUAACAUCCUGUCUUGUAACUUGAAAAAUGCUUGGACAGAAUUACCGGUGCUUCUCUUAGUUCUUCUAUAUGUAAGAUUGGAGGCGCUAAUGAAAUGCAGCACCAAAUGUCUUGGUUGUGAUAUAUAGAGUAGUUAAAGCCCUUUCUGCUGCACAAAUCCUAGUGUCAUUUUCUUCCAUUACCUAUUUUUGUCAUAUUUGUCUUUCUUCUCUAACAUUUUUCGUCAUUCAAAUUUCAGUGGCAGUUUGCAAGUCUUAAAAUGGAAAUAUAUUGAUUACUUUAGCACUGGAUGUCCUAAAGAAAGUUAUGCAUUGACCGUUUGUUGCUGCAAAUCCGAUUGACAUUUUUUCUUACAUGCAUUGUUGAACUUCAGCUCGCUUUUCUUAUUCUUCUUUUUUAUUUCCAUCGUCGACAAUCAUUAGAGGUAGAUGUACAUUAUGCUAUGCAAUAAGGAAUAAUGGUUAGUAGAAUAUUAGAGGUGGAACCAUAUUAGAACCGGGUAUUAGCAGGAGCUUAAGUUAUCAAUAUUUUUUUUCAGAUUAGGUUGAAUUAUUGUUUUCUAGGAUGAGGAGGAAACACGGCCCUCAGGAAGCAAGAAAGGGAAGGAUGAUGACAAUAUGGGAAAGAAUCUAUUCAACGUGGGUUUAUGUCAGGUGUGGAGCCUUGUGAAGUUGAGCUUGGAUCAUUGUCAAGAUAAGUUUGGAACGAUAAUGGGUUGGGAGAACAUGCACAUGGCUCUUCAUAAGAUUAUAACAAAAAGUCACUGGUUGGUAACAAAGCUAGUAUGGUGCGAUAAAGGAAAGUGUAAGGCCAUGAUGAUGCUUUUCACGCCAAAGGCCUUUUAUGAUGAGUCGUAUAAUGCAGCUUUCUUGCAUUGUCAAACUAGGCUACCAGUUCUUGAUUCAUGCUUUCAGUCCAUGAAAGCAGUGGAGCAAAACUAUUUUGAUUUCUUGCUUUAAAUAUUCUGGUAGUUGUUGCUCGACUCUUCCGGAACUUCUAGCUUUUCGGCUGAUUUGAAGUGUCUGAAUGGUGUACUCUUGUCCAUGCAUUUUUAUUCUAUACAAAUGCAGAGGAUAGUUCGAAGUAAAAUAGGCAUGAAAUUAACCCAGAAGAAAUCGUGGCUCGUAAGCGACUAUAGAGCCAAUAAUCAGCCUUGAAGAAGGCCCGAUUUCACCGAGUCAAAUAGAAGUGGGGCCUUGCCUCAUGUGCAAUUGCCUUUUGAUAGCCUGAAACUUGGCUCAAAUUUGAGUUGAUGAUGAUGUUAUAUUUCAUAUUCAUUUUGUCUGUC
Messenger RNA from Populus trichocarpa (black cottonwood), 2925 nucleotides. RefSeq lists its product as uncharacterized. The coding region runs from base 686 to 1558 and encodes 290 amino acids. The transcript has a single exon. NCBI's taxonomy places the organism in Eukaryota, Viridiplantae, Streptophyta, Magnoliopsida, Malpighiales, Salicaceae. The record is from RefSeq and is a predicted model, not a curated record.